UGUAAUGGCCGCGAGUACCUGACAUGGAAUCAGAAUAUUCUGGCGGCUAGCAAACCCAUAUCAGGGUUUGCAGGAUGAGCCGCAAACCGAUCACAGAUAAUUAUUUUAAUAUGUUUAACCAAAUACUCUAAUGUGCGAUUGACGUAUUUUCAUGAAAAUGGCUGUAAAGCGCAAAGAUUUUCAAAAGGCAGCUGCAUUUCUUCAUGAAUUUCUUCUGAAGUUGAAUGAGGAUUCAGAAUGUGCAGAGUUAAGAGAUACUUUAAACUUAGCUCUUCUGCAGUUGCAGAAGUAUUAUCGAUUGUUACAGAAUCGCAUUCAUGAGAAGAAUGCUCAAGUAACAUCAACGUCCUUGUCACUGACUGCCAGAGGACUGAGUCCUAUGACUCCUUUUGUUGACGCACCAGACAAAUUUCAGUGGCGAUGGAUAAACUUAGAUUCUUUACGGAGUUUAACAGGAAUCAGUAAUGAGGAAAGUAUAAACCUGACAAGGUUACCCGCGAUCAUUCAGGCUGUCAAGGAAAGCAACUUUGACAUGUGUGUGGAGUUAAUUCAGAAUGAUAUUUCCUGUAUAGAGGAACAAGAUGGAAUCGGACGGACAGCAUUAAUAUACGCAGUACACUUUCACGAGUUAGAGAUUUUGAAGUGCCUUUUGGAGAGUGGAGCUGAAGUGAAUGCUACAGCUCAUGACGGAUCUACAGCACUACACCAAGCUUGCCAUGAUGCCAACCAUAAAGCCCUUAGUAUGUUGUUACAAUAUGGUGGUGACUUCACAAUGCAGGACACACAAGGGCGUGCCCCAAUCCACUGGGCUGUCACUACAAAAAGUACAGAGUGCCUCAAGUACCUUAUUGGUCACCACGCCGAUGUGAAUGCUCGAGACAAGGACGGCUUAUCUCCCUGUAUGUGGGCAUGUCGACUAGACCAUAUCAAACACUUUGAGCUACUCAGCUCAUCUUCCAACUUUCGAGUGGACGAUGCCGAUGGGAUAGAGAGGGACAACAAUGGCCGCACCUGGAUGCACUGGUCCAUCAGGAGAUCCGAACCUUUAGAAUGUCUCCAGACCUUGUUAACCCAGGAGACAGCUGCGAUAAAGGACGAGGAUGGCAAGACGGUGCUACUUUUGGCAGCAGAAAUGGGUUCUCUGCUGGCUUGUAAGAUCAUUGUUGAGAUAGGAGGUACAGACUGUAUAUAUGACAGAGAUACACAAGAGAGAACAGCUCUCCAUCUGGCGUCUGUAGGAGGACAUGGGGACAUCGUCAACUACCUACUGGAUCAUGGAGCUGACUUGUCUGCGGUAGACAAGUUCAAUGCCAAUGCGUGGGACUAUGCUAAGAACCGCCAGCUUCACUAUGUACAGUUGAUAAUUAUGUCCCACCAGAGGCAGCGUCUCCAGAGUAACCCGACCUCCCCCAUCCCUAACGGGCUUGGUUUCUCUCUCAUGUCCACCAACGGCUUCAUGGGUACACUUGGCUCAAUGAAUGGCGACCAUAAUGGCAACGACUAUGAACACAUGAUUAACACAAGAGGUAGUUUUGAAAGCAUGCCUAUUACACCACCUCACCCUCCUAAGCGGCCACGAACUGAGAGGCGGAGCGUCCGGACACCACUGAGGCGGUCAACAAGUCUAGUGAGUGCCCCAGAGAGAGAGCCAUCUUUUGUACAGCCCCCUGAUGACCGCUACACCUCCAGUGCUGGUGGCGAUCUUAACCGGCGAAAAGAACGACUUGAUGUGACUGUUAACACGAGGAAUACUCCUGAUAUACUUCCUGUCCAUAACAACAAUAGAGACGACGUUCCUAUGGUCACCGAUGACAACCAUGUGGAGGAUGAGAUAGAUGAUGUGAGUGCUGGAGGAAUGGAUGUGUCUGACAUUGAAGAUGAAGAUGAGGAAGCCCCUCCCCAAACCUCCAGACUUCCUCAUCGACAGGACAGUGGAUCCCGAGAACAAAUCCAGCCGCGACCACCUCCGCGGCAAACCCAGCAACGUCAGUCCAAACCUUUAUAUGCUCAACCACUAGAACCUCAGUAUAACCGGAGGACUAAUCAGGGAUUCCCGCAGGACGGGAAUGUUAGUCGGGACUACCGGGACCCUCAGGAGAACAGAGAUUACAGAGAAGCACAACGACAACAACAACAGCCUCCAUCUCCUCCGAAGUAUCCUCUCACCAGCAACACCAGAGUUAUCUCCCCUCACUUUAACCAGUCUAUGAACCCCUCUGAGAGUUUCCCACCCAGUCGCCCUCGACCUGCACCCCGUCAGCCACAGCCACUACGUAACACUCCCCCCAGGCCUCCCCCUCCACGGCCCACACCCUCACCGGCUCGGCCAAGCUCUGGGGCUCGUGACCAAUUACAAAGUCCGCCAUCCACAGAUCAGAUGAGACCAACACCACCACCAGCACAGGAUCAAAACCGUCCCAAUUCAGGCUCGCGACCACCAGGUGUGGUUGAGGGAAGGCGGAUACCACCUCCGAUGUUGACGCCCCUAGAAAACGCUCCAGUUCCACCCUCAAUAACUAAGAUAGAAAAGAAAGAGAAGAAAAAGAAAAGAAAGAAGAGAGAACGAGAAAAAGAGAAAGAAAAAGAGCGAGAAGCAGACCUCAGAUCUCCUCCCAUGGACCUGGAGCCUCCGAGAGGUUAUGCUGCCCCACUACAUCCUCCUCCUUCGGCGACAGUCCGACAGCAGCGAGCCCAAUCUGGGAUACCUGCCCCACGCUUCUCCAAACAACCACCACAACGACAUGAGUCUAGAUAUGUAGAUGAAAACAUGGAGGACGACCAAAGUAAAGAGGAGGAAAGCAGUAGUAAGGAGCCUCCUGUUGUCAAUGGCUACGCUGUCCCAAUGAGGGAGGGCCCAGCACGAUCAGCGAGACCAGGCCAAAGUCGCCUUCAGCCGAUGGAGAGUGAAGAAUAUGAGGAUGAUCCUGACCACGAAGAUGAGCCUAGUGACAACAGGGACCAUAGUGAUCAUCGUGAUCAUCGUGAUCAGAUUGAUCAUGGUGAUCCUCGUGAUCCUCGUGACUGCAGAGAACAGGGUGAUCAAGGUGACAGACAGGAAGAUUUAGAGGAGGAGGAGGAUGUCGGCCCGCUUAUACCUCCUCCCCAGGGCUUCAGGGGAGGUAACUCUCGCCCAAGUCGGCCACUUGUCUCCCAGUCCAUCCCACAGGACAGUCGCAGUUCCAGGAUGAUCCCUACCAGUGCUAAGCCACCCCUUCCUGCGAGUGGGCGGAGUCGGGAUAGCUCCGCCUCGGGUCGUCACCACAAGAGCCCUUCUCCCUCCCGUAGAUCACGCCCCCACACUGGCAGAUCCAACAGCUCUUCAUAACCAUGCCCACCUGUUUGAUCAGCUACACAACUCGUCCUCACAUUCUGGGAUCAAUGACAGCCUCUACACCAUCUCUGACAGCUGGGAAUCUUUUCAUCACGAGAAUCUUCUGAAGAGCUAGAGGUGAUCACCAGCAUCUCCAUGUUUUGCUUCUAAGACUUGUUAGCAGUUCUAUAUCUAAAUAAGGAAGUCUUAAUGCAGUCAUAUUGAUAUUUUAUCAUCAACCUUCGAAUGAUAGGUUUAUAGAUUUGUUACCUCCAAACUUUGUGAGAGGAAGGCUUGAAUAUGAUUGCUAAAAUCAGUACAGCAAUGUUUUUCUUUGAUGAAGAAUUUUUGUACACUCAGUCAUUUCAAUCUAAAUGUGCAUCAUACAGCACCAUUAGUUUACACAGAGCAGAGGUUACUGUAUCUGAGGUGAUUGUGUUUAAGUAACAAGCUAUUGGAUGAUAGUCAUGUGUAUAAUACCACAGUUUCGUUUAGUAUUCACACCCCUGGAAUACAAUGAUUGUCAUAUGUAUAAUACCACAGUUUCGUUAAGAAUUCACACCCGUGGAAUACAAUGAUAGUCAUGUGUAUAAUACGACAGUUUCGUUUAGUAUUCACACCCCUGGAAUUACAAUGAUUGGAAACGAUUGUACUAAGUAUUGGUAAAGACACACAGGAUUUGUCAUAUUGAAUUAAUUAAACAAGUUCUUUGAUUCUAUAUAACACAGGAAGCUGAACUUGUAAUCACUGAGCUUGAUAAAUUCCAUAUGAUAGGUACAUUAUUGUAAGAUUCCAUUAACACCGGCAUUUUGAUUUGGACGGGAUUUUUUUCAUGAUAGUUCACCUGUUUCUGAUGUUAAUUGUGACAAGGGGCUGUGUAUACACUCUCUUCUAUAUAAUGUAUUAUAAUGUAUUAAAGAGAUCUUUUGGCGGGGAAAGUUUUUUUGCCAGGGAUUGGAAGGACUGUACAGUAAAUUUGUUAAGAUUUUCUGUUGGAGACUGAGAACAAGGUUUAUAGAUUUUUUGUUGGAGACGUGGAACGACCUUUUAAUCUUUGUAAUAUGAUUCUGAUAAUUGUAGGGAGUUUUUCUCAAUACUCAAAAAUCAGCUGAUUUCACCUUUUGUGCCAAGACUUUUUAUAUUUAAUUAAAGAUUCUUGUAUUUUUUUCUCCAUUCUUGUCUCUGUUGAAGCUCUCAUUGAUACUUGUCCUCACUGGUUCACAUACUCAUACCUGUUUUGUUUGAAUCUAGAUAACAUAAAUCACAUCAAAUAUUCUAAUGAUUAUUUAUUCACAUCAAUUAAACCAUCUCUUACUGUCCAUAUCUUUAAUUUAAACUCACAGCAAUAAGUUUUAUGUUCAAGGUUAUUAGUAGAACACGUCUUCAAAAACAUCAGCUGUAGAUUUAGAUGUAGGUAUUUGGAGUCUGAGUAAUAGCGAUGUACAUUAUACUGAUGUAGAAGCUGGUAGAUAUCUUGUGAUGUACAUUAUACUGAUAUAAAAGCUGGUAGAUAUCUUGUGAUGUACAUUAUACUGAUAUAAAAGCUGGUAGAUACCGUGUGAUGUAAUUAUAACAGCCAUAUCAGUACUUAUUAUUCUAACAAAAGUUUGUUUUACUUGAUCAGUGAUUCUGUGAUGUGGAUUCCUUCUGUACUAUGUAUAGAGUCAGAGCGUUUAAUCUGUCAAACCUUUUGUUGAGAAAACACCUUUUCACACUUGUGGUUGUGAAUGUGUAUUGAUUUUAUAAAAUUGAUUUGGGGAUUCUGAAUGUUUGACAGAUUCAAAUAAGGUAUGUUGAAUAUUAAAAGCCAGUAUAAAUAUUACUGUAUAUGAUCUGGGGAGGGUUCUAUAUCUGAUUCCAACACAUCUCUUUGUGUGUAGCAGCUGUGGAGAUAGGACAUCAAGUUUUUAAAACAUAACUUUAUAAAUCUGAUAUUAAUUCUAACAGUUGUCCUCAUUGUCUAUACUAUAGGUGACAUCCCUCAUACGACCUUAGUGGGACGUCCCUCAUACGACCUUAGUGGGACGUCCCUCAUACGACCUUAGUGGGUAUCUAGUAUACACUGGGUACCAUGUUGACCACUGAAUGUUAGAGAUGGUGAUAUGUAAAUGGCAGUUGUGAUGUCAAACUUUAUGUACCAUAUAUCAUUAUACUAAGUAUUUAUUUCUAGCUUAAAUUAAGAAGGAUUGGUGAACCAUCACCAUUAUAUCGUUUUUAUCUUAAUAUGUUAUUGCUCCUUUUGUGAAUCGUAAUCCUCACAAAUGAGUUAUUUGCAGCACAUUCCCGAAAUGAUUUUAAUAGAAGGAAUUGUUUUACUGUAUUUGUUGAUAGAACAAAUUAUCCGUCCUGUUACCCCGUAGAGGUAUGUUUUGUUAUUUAAAUGUCUAUUUUACAUUUAUAUUGUCCUAUAUUUAUGAAUACAUUGUACAGUUGUAAUAGCCGUUCAGGUGUAACUUCCGUCCAUUUGUUUUUUUUCAUAGUUUUACCCAGUAUUUAUAAUGUUUUAUGUUUAUUUUUCUUCUUACACUUAUAAUCAUUCCAGAGCUGAUGAUAAAGUAAACAGUCAUGCAGGGGGAAGGCAUUUAUGUUUAGGUUCCAUCACCCAUCAAAUUGCCAUGAUUAGCACUCCAAAUACACUUACGAUAAGAGCAGUGUGAAGGUUAACCCACACUGGUCACAUAUUGAUUUCAUGCCCUUGUGUACAAGUUCUAGGUACCGUCCACUUUUCUCCCUUUGGUUCUCUUUUGUCCUCAGUCCAUAUCAGCAACAUUUUAUUACUUUGGAUUUACACAAGUAGAUAAUGACAAGACUUUAAGUUGGACUUUAUGACAAUUUCAGACUGUUGAUAAACUUGACUUUAUGACAAUAUCAGACUACUGUCAACAAAGAUCUAAAUAUUGGCCAGGGAAUUGAUUCCUGACAGCUGGUACUAUCUAACUGUUUGGCUGUUGUUAACCAGUUUAUAAAACCUUACCACAUUGACACAGGCAUCAUUAAUUUAUAUUUAUUUCUAAAAUCUGACCCCAGGAUCCUCAGACAACCUACUAGGUUUAAGUCCUUUAAAUUUGUUUAUGCCAUAUAAAAAUCAAAGUACAAUUUCAUUAUUGAAAUAUUCAUGACUGUAAUAUUUGACUGAAUUUGGACUGAUUUCCAGGGGGACUAUACUGUUGGUAGGUUCUUUAGAAAUUCUGUCGCUGACUUGUCUUGUUGAUGGAGAUGGAACUGUUGUAAGAGACAUUCUACAGGGAGUCUCGGUUGCACAAUAUUGUGUAUAGUAACCUUUUGACCUUGGUACCGUCUAUUGUCUUGCUAACACUGUUUAUACAAAAUCUGAUGAAAUUAUUAUAAUUUAGUAUUCUAUAUAUACUGUAAGUGGCAAAAAUUUCUCAGAAAUACAAAUUGUUUUUCAAGAAAUGUUAUUGAUUUUAAAAACAGCUUUGUAUGAUCUUCACUGAAGUAUUUAUUGAAUUCUUGUGAACACCUAUUUACAUAUGAUAUCUGUGAUAAAGUAUGUACACAUCACUCGCUUGUUUAAGUACACUUAUUAUUAGUACAAAUUUAAUUGUAAUAUAUUUUCAAAUUUAAUAUUUUUUGUGGUGCCAUUUCCCAGCUUGUAUUUUAAGAGAACUUCCCCUUUACAUAUAAUGGUAGUUCAAACUGUAUGUAUAUAUUUUUACGAUGAAUAACAUGGAUUUCAAUUGUUAUGUAAUUUAUGAGAACUUAGAUAUGUUGGAUAUAAAGAACAAUUAUGAUUUCUAGAUAAAAAAAUAAGAUAAAUAGGUUGUAAAGAACAAUGAUGGUUUCUAGAUAAAACAAUAAGAUAGGUGGGACAUUAAGAACAAUGAUGGUUUCUAGAUAAAACAAUAAGAUAAAUAGGUUGUAAAGAACAAUGAUGGUUUCUAGAUAAAACAAUAAGAUAGGUGGGACAUUAAGAACAAUGAUGGUUUCCUAGAUAAAACAAUAAGAUAGGUGGGACAUUAACAACAAUGAUGGUUUCCUAGAUAAAACAAUAAGAUAAAUAGGUUGUAAAGAACAAUGAUGGUUUCUAGAUAAAACAAUAAGAUAGGUGGGACAUUAAGAACAAUACAUUGUACAAUCAGGUUCACAGGACAGAAAGUUUAAAUGUGUCAGCUUUCAUCAGUUCUUUUCUAGGGUUAUCCUUUCAAUUUACAAAAGAGUAAAAUAUUAAAUGAAAAUGGCCAACUGUUUUUGCUUGCUUUUAAUGUCAUGAGGCAUUUGACCAAAAUUCUUUUAAGGAAUAAUCAGUAUUUUCAGUAUUUAUGUUUGAUCUAAAAAGAAGAUUAACAUAUGUAAAAUUUACUAAACCUCAUUGUAUUGUAAUCCUGUACAUGAUUAAUCAAGCACUGGACGCCUAACGAUCUCAUUUUACUCUGUGAUAUAAACCUGUUGUCAGUGUCUCGUACAACAACAAACACUUAUCCAUAUACCGUGUUAUAGUAUAACACUUGUCAAUAUACCGUGUUAUAGUAUAACACUUAUCCAUAUACCGUGUUAUAGUAUAACACUUGUCAAUAUACCGUGUUAUAGUAUAACACUUGUCAAUAUACCGUGUUAUAGUAUAACACUUGUCAAUAUACCGUGUUAUAGUAUAACACUUGUCAAUAUACCGUGUUAUAGUAUAACACUUGUCAAUAUACCAUGUUAUAGUAUAACACUUGUCAAUAUACCGUGUUAUAGUAUAACACUAAUAUACCGUGUUAUAGUAUAACACUUGUCAAUAUACCGUGUUAUAGUAUAACACUUGUCAAUAUACCAUGUUAUAGUAUAACACUAAUAUACCGUGUUAUAGUAUAACACUUGUCAAUAUACCGUGUUAUAGUAUAACACUUGUCCAUAUACCAUGUUAUAGUAUAACACUUGUUCAUAUACCGUGUUAUAGUAUGUGUAAUUAGAGCCGUGAUUGGCUUAUAUAUAAGCACACACAUGAUUUACCGAUGUUUGUUUGGCUGUAAUCAGUAAACAAAUCUGAAUUCCCCACAAAAAUAUACUCAUCUCAUCUGUAACUAUAAUAUGUUACAGUAUAUACCUUGUAUAUUCCAUAGAUUCCAAAAAUCUACACAGUACACUAAAAGUUAGAGAUUUUUCACUAGAUAUCAGUACUGCACUAUUUAAAUCUUCCAUUACAUAAGGUGGCCUUACCAGUAUUUUUAUGAGCUUUAGAUUGUGUAAGUCUUGUGAUCUUCCAUCCAGACAUUUAUAAUCAUCAGUUAUGAUUUGAGAUAUUUUUGCUUUGAUUAUCAUGGAGAUAAAAAUAAGAUUUUAAGGAUACGUAAAUACAAUGUAUUGGACGUGAGUUUUGGAUUUUUAGGUUACCCGAGACUAAUGUAACCAGAGACAAAGUCUCCGGUGACCCAUACUUUUUACCUUUUGUCCGUUGUCGUGUUUUGUCGGUUUGUAAACAAUUUACAUUUUUGACUUCUGAGAAACCCCUGAACCAAUUUCAAUGAAAUUUUGAAGAAACCUUUCAUGGCCAAAGGCAAACUAAACUGAAUUAUAUUGUCCCCAUCCCCCAAGUGGGGCAAGGCAAAAAAGGGGUCAAAUUAACUGAAAUUUCAAAAAAUCUUUUUCUCAAGACUCAAAUAAGGUACAAUUAAAUACUGUUCAUAUAAGGGUCUUAAAGUGCUUUACCAAAAUUGUGAAUUUCAUGACCCUUGGGUCUCACAUUUGCCCCUGGGGAGGGGUUAAACUUUACUAAAGUUUAUAUAGGGAAAUCACAUGUUUAACUAUCAUUUGUUUAACUAUCAUUUGUUAACUUGGUUAAAAUUAUCAGUAUGGGAUGGCAGUUUGGUGGUAUAUGUAUGUUGGCCCUGACUGACCUCCAAGGGCUGAUGGGCAAGGUCUAUUAGGGUCAAAUUGACUGAAAUAUUUCAGAACUCAGGUGGCCGUUAAGGCCCAUGGGGAAUUUGUUUAAUGACAAAAUCCUUGGCUGCUGACUGUAUUUUGGAUAAAAGAAUUCUAUUUUGUUUCUGAUUAGUUAAGUGGUAAUUAAAUUCCAAUGUAAACUCCAUCGGUUUAUGAAUACAUUGUGUAUAGGUCUCUAAUGUUACAUGUUCUCUAGUUUUAAAUCAUCAUUCUGAUAAUCAUGUUGUAUGUUUAUAUAGGAUUACCUUGUGACGAGACAAACUUUUUAAGUGCUAUAUCACUUCUCACACUCGUUAAAAGCAUCAAUUUUAUAUUUUCAUCCGUCCAAUAUUUGUAUCCAAUGUGAAACAUGUUGACCUUGCCUCCUGAUAAAACAGUCCUCACCAUUGUAUUGUCUACAUUGUGUGAUCACACAGACGCUACUUUGUCUUAAGUCCAAGGUUCAAAUUCGAAUUAUCAGUUAUAUAUUUGGCACAGAUUGAAUUGACAUUACAGAGAAAUUACAACAAUUGAAAACUUAAAGAUAUAUCUAGAAUUUCCAUAUGCUUAUAGACUCAGAAAAAUAAUUACAAUUAAUUACCAUUUUGUAAGUUGACUGAAUCAACAACGAUGUUGUUUAUUUCAUUAGACAGACGUCAUGAGGCAGAUUUAUUUGGUAGCAUUGGACCAAGUUUACAUAGAAAUGUGAUACACCUUGUUAUAUAUAUAGAUCUGUUAACAUAGCCACAAUGUACAGAAACAAUUAUUUAUUGACAUUUUAACAGUAAACAAUAUAUUAUAUAGCACAUACAAUAACCCUGUAGCUAGCCGAACUUUGUUCGGAUUUCAAUACAAAAUGUUUUUAUCAACUUAGAUACAUGUACUAAGUUUAAUUGUCUACACAUACAGCAAAUCCAUUGUUUUAAUACUUAAUAACAACAAAAAUCUAAUGAUAGCCUUUUCCCAAAAUAAUGACAAUACUAAUGAUUAGAGUAUUAAUUGUUUAAAUCAUCCCACACGAGUUUACUCCCCUUUAGGGUUUAGAUGUUAUUUUCUGUAAGGUAUGUCUUAUACCUGAGUAGAUAACAGAAUUUAUCGUAAGUUUUAGGAACUUUGUUCAGCAAAGCAGUUAAUUAAUAUUUUACUGAUAAUAGUUGAUUUUUAAAGACGUUAAAAUUUGUAAUAUCAUUGGUUAUGUAAAUGAAAUGUGUUAUAUGUCACUUGCUAAAUUUGUGUUUUGCUGGUUUUGAACGGCAUUGAACAAAAUUCAAGUCAAUGUAUCUAAGCACAGUCUUAGGUUAACACUUGGCCUAUUGAUGAAUUAUUCGACCAGUGAAUUCAAACACUGUUCGUUAUCAAGAGUCUGCAGAAUGCAGCCGUUAAUCUUUAUAAGUUCAGUACUAUAUACCUAAUGGGUAAUCUUUAUAAGUUCAGUACUAUAUACCUAAUGGUUAAUCUUUAUAAGUUCAGUACUAUAUACCUAAUGGUUAAUCUUUAUAAGUUCAGUACUAUAUACCUAAUGGGUAAUCUUUAUAAGUUCAGUACUAUAUACCUAAUGGGUAAUCUUUAUAAGUUCAGUACUAUAUACCUAAUGGGUAAUCUUUAUAGGUUCAGUACUAUAUACCUAAUGGGUAAUCUUUAUAGGUUCAGUACUAUAUACCUAAUGGGUUUUUAAUUUAGUCGUAUAUUGGUCCACCUACUGAUACUAUAACUAGUGUUGGAUUACCACGUCUAAAAUAAAGUACAUAUUCUGGUCAUUUUAUCUCCGAGAUUGGAGAACGCUUUAAGAAUGUUAUUAUGAUGUGAUAUUUCUUGUUGUAAGAGUAAAAAGAAGAAAUACAAUUUCUUUAUGCAAGGUUUUAAUGUAGUCGGCUUAUAAUGCACAUUUCAUCAGUAAAAUUCUCAAUUUGGCUUUACCUCAUUAUAUAAUUACUGUCAGGUUUUACAGAUCGUCCGUCACCUGUAUGUACAAACAAUUAGUCUUUUAUAUGAAAGACAUUUAUGUGAUAUUUUUUUAUCUUUGUACAUUGACAUAUCUGUUAGUGGAACAAUUUGCUGUAGAUUUUCAAAGAGAGAUAGUACUGUACUUGUAUGAUAGCAGGAGUAUUUUAGAAAUAAAAUGCUUCAUAUAGAAAGA
Messenger RNA from Pecten maximus, 11309 nucleotides. RefSeq names its product espin-like. The coding region runs from base 152 to 3325 and encodes 1057 amino acids. NCBI's taxonomy places the organism in Eukaryota, Metazoa, Mollusca, Bivalvia, Pectinida, Pectinidae. The record is from RefSeq and is a predicted model, not a curated record. The transcript has 15 exons. Gene Ontology annotation, molecular function: protein binding.